AUCUUGUUUACAGAAACCCUAAAAUCUGUGAAAAAAAAACAUGAGUUUUCCACCAUCCCAAUUCUCCCCACCCUUUUCAACUGGUAAUGAUGCACCAAUGUUCUGGCCUCAAGGAAGUCUAGUUGAGAGUGAACAACAACAAUCUAACUUUUCUGAAUUUCCUCCUUUCAAGAAACCUAGAAAUUUUGAAGAAACCCCUUCUAUGAAUUCUUUUCAAAAUCAGGGUAUGGGUAUGAAUCCUUUUCAAAAUCAGGGAAUGAUGAUGAAUCAAAGGAAGAUGAUGAUGGCACCUCCACAAAACCCUAAUCAAAACCCUCGUCUUGGCAAGAUAUUCUUCAAGACUCGUCUUUGUGAAAAGUUUAAAGCUGGUCAUUGCUCAUAUGGUGAUAACUGUAGUUAUGCUCAUGGUGUUGAAGAUAUUCGUGAACCACCGCCAAAUUGGCAAAAAAUUGUUGCAUCCCGUGAAGAAGAUCAGUCCACAUUGCAAACUGGUGUUAAUUGGGAAGAUGAUCAGAGACUGAUCUCGAAAUUAAGGCUUUGCAGGAGAUUUAUCAGUGGGCAAGAAUGUCCAUACGGAGAUAAGUGUAAUUUUCUUCAUAGACCUAUUGGUAAGUGUAGAGAAGAAUUGAGGUUUAGAGAAAGCUCGUCGAUAAGCAUUGGUACUACAGGAUCUCCAGGGAAUGUUGCAACUUUAAGCAGACCUGACCAACCAUACGGCGACAAACACCAGUUUGCUGCAGAUAUGCACAACUAUGGUGGUGGCCAUAAUGAACUGUUAACAGGGAGCACGGCCACAGACUUGGCAAAGUUUAUACCUGAUGAUGCUCCCAAUAGUGAUGCUGCAGUUGUUUCAUCUAAUAAGCGAGUGGUGUUUGCUAAGAAGUGUUUGUUGAAUUGGGACACAAAGAAGCUCAGCGGCAUCUAUGCCGAUUGGAUUGAUCCGCGCUCGCCUACCAAUGUCGAGAGCUGAGAUUUACUUUUUAGUCUCGAUGAUUUGUGUUCUUUCUUUUGAUUGGGGAAGAUUAUCGAUUGGUUAAACAUCUGUCUAGUGUUUUUUUCCCCCUCCUCUCUUAUGAUUCUCAUAGGUUGGAAUUUUUUCAAUGGAGAUAGAAUAAACUGUUUGAACCCAACUGUGUCUUGAG
This is a messenger RNA of Papaver somniferum (opium poppy), 1142 nucleotides long. RefSeq names its product zinc finger CCCH domain-containing protein 39-like. The coding region runs from base 41 to 970 and encodes 309 amino acids. Gene Ontology annotation, molecular function: mRNA binding; metal ion binding. The transcript has a single exon. The record is from RefSeq and is a predicted model, not a curated record. Lineage: Eukaryota; Viridiplantae; Streptophyta; Magnoliopsida; Ranunculales; Papaveraceae.